UAUUCCAGAACCCUCUCCCCAUCCCCCUCUCUGAUGAAGGGUCUAGGCCCGAAACGUCAGCUUUUGUGCUCCUCAGAUGCUGUUUGGCCUGCUGUGCUCAUCCAGCCUCACAUUUUAUUAUUUUAGGAGAGAGAGCUGUUUUGGUUUGUGAUACACGAGACGAGGCUGUCUAUGCCUUUCACCCAUCGGUAGCUCUCCUCCUGUCCGUGCCUCAGCCUCUAUGCACACACACUGCCAGGCAUAGUCUUCCUCCCUCUCUGUAUGUGUGUGUGUCUCUCUCUCGCUUCAGCUCCUAAAACCUAAGAUGCAUCGGAUAUAAAAACACGCAUAUACACACACACACACACACACACACACACAUCAACAAGCCAUGGGGAAAGAUCAGGAAUUACUGCAAGCUGUCAAAACCGAAGAUGUAGCUGCAGUGCAGAAGCUGUUGCAAAGGCCGAAACAAGGCAAAGCGAACAAGAGCUCCUCGAGUCCCAUUUUCACAUUGAGGAUAUCCUUCCAUUCUAAGGUCAUAGGUGGGAUGUUUGCUGAUGAUUACGCACUGUUGAGCAGCAUUUGUAAUGCUCCAGAUACUGAAAUGCCCAUUUGCAGCAAGACCUGGACAAGGUCCACACUCGACAAGAAAAAGGGGAAGAAAACAGAUGAAUGCUUGGCUCACGUGUUUGUGUUCGGGGAAGGAUUUAGACUCCCGGAUCUGAAGGGAAAUGCGCGGGGAUGGUGUAUCCUCGACAAGUGGGCUGGUCUGCAGCUGAACCGGAAAGGAGCCAAAAUCUUUGCACAAGGGUUUGCUAAUGUUGUGAGGAAUUUCAGCUAUGGACCUCCAAGCAGUGGGCAAUUGCAGUUUCCACUUGGAAGAAAGAUUCACAUCAAAUUGACUGGUCAAGGAAAUGGGACACUGACUGGUGGAGUUAGUGGAACCGAAAAAGAUGUCUCCCUCACAGCGUUUGUGACAAAAGAAUUGCAUCGUUCCUUGGCGGCCUUUCAACAGAAGAAUAUUCAGAGAUUUCCCGAGUGUACCACGCUGAGUGUUGUUAUCCCGAUAGUUCUUUCGUAUCAGUCCGUGUGUAUUCCUGGGCGAAUGUGCUCGUGUGGUCUCAGGAGUUGCGGAGGUCACGGCUCUGGGACAGCCGUUUCAUCGCCCUAUGCUGCAGAACCUACCCCGGAAGAGAGAGCCCAGAGAAUUGCCAAAGCUGUCCGCAAACAGUCAACAGAAGUGAAGGAAAAUUGGGAGCAAUUGAAAACCCGUGUGAGCAACUGGCAGAAACAGGUGGAAAAGGCGUUGGAGAAACUUUAAGAACUGCAGAAAGCUCUGGGUGAUCUUGAGGCUCAUGUGAUAACAGCUGAGGGGGUCCACACUGAUUGGCAACCUGUGGGUGACCUGCUUCUUGACUCAUUGCAGGGUCACAUUGAUAAAACCACAGGUGAGGACUAUCUGCAAAAUCUGAGAUUGGGUUUUGAAAGACAGCAGCCUUUGUUUUGGAGAGAUAAUGGGAACUGCAGAUGCUGGAGAAUGCGAGAUAACACCGUGUGGAACUGGAUGAAGACAGCAGGCCAAGCAGCAUCUCAGGAGCACAAAAGCUGACGUUUCGGGCCGAGAACCUUUUUCAGAAAAUGGGGAGGGGGUGCGGGUUCUGGAAUAAAUAGGGAGAGAGGGGGAGGCGGAUGGAAGAUGGAUGGAGGAGAAGAUAGGUGGAGAGGAGAGUAUGGGUAGGGAGGCAGGGAGGGGAUAGGUCAGUCUGGGGAGGCGGGACAGGUCAAGGGAGCGGGAUGAGGGGAAAUAGGGGUGCGGCAUGAGGUGGGAGGGGGGAUGGGUGAGAGGAAGAAUAGGUUUGGGAGGCAGGGACGAGCUGGGCUGGUUUUGGGAUGCAGUGGCAGGACAGGAGAUUUGGAAGCUUGUGAAAUCCACACUGAUACCAUUGGGCUGCAGGGUUCCCAAGCAGAAUAUGAGUUGCUGUUCCUGCAACCUUCGGGUGGCGUCAUUAUGGCACUGCAGGAGGUCCAGGUUGGACAUGUCCUCUCAGGAAUGGGAGGGGGAGUUGAAAUGGUUCGUGACUGGGAGGUGCAGUUGUUUAUUGCAAACUGAGCGUAGGUGUUCUGAAAAGCGGUCCCCAAGCCUCUGCAUCGUUUCCCCAAUGUGGAGGAAGCCACAACGGGGACAGCGGAUGUUUAGGAUAUUUCUUAAGCAUUGAUUUUCAUUCAGAGUUGGUUGGAUUUUGCUGAAGCAAUAGACAUAACUCACUAUGACAUAGACAAUGUCAGAGUUAAUGUUUCGCGUCCUGUGACCCUUCCUCAGAUCUCACUCUUCACUGAUGCUGCCAGACCUGCUGAGCUUUUCCAGCAACUUCUGCUUUUGUUGCUGAUUUACAGUGCCCACAGUUAGAACAUAGAACAGUACAGCACAGAAAAGGCCCUUUAGCCCACAAUGUUGUGCCGACCAUUGAUCCUCAUGUAUGCACCCUCAAAUUUCUGUGACCAUAUACAUGUCCAGCAGUCUCUCAAAUGACCCCAAUGACCUUGCUUCCACAACUGCUGCUGGCAACGCAUUCCAUGCUCUCACAACUCUCUGCGUAAAGAACCUGCCUCUGACAUCCCCUCUAUACUUUCCACCAACCAGCUUAAAACUAUGACCCCUCGUGCUAGCCAUUUCUGCUCUGGGAAAUAGUCUCUGGCUAUCAACUCUAUCUAUGCCUCUCAUUAUCUUGUAUACCUCAAUUAGGUCCCCUCUCCUCCUC
Messenger RNA from Stegostoma tigrinum, 2741 nucleotides. RefSeq lists its product as uncharacterized. The coding region runs from base 371 to 1303 and encodes 310 amino acids. Gene Ontology annotation, cellular component: plasma membrane. NCBI's taxonomy places the organism in Eukaryota, Metazoa, Chordata, Chondrichthyes, Orectolobiformes, Stegostomatidae. The record is from RefSeq and is a predicted model, not a curated record. Gene Ontology annotation, biological process: synaptic signaling. The transcript is spliced from 8 exons.